AGCCUCUUCUAUAAGCCAGCCAGCAGCCAACCUGCCAACACUUACUGACACUCACUCAUCUCAGAGGGAGAGGUGAAGAGGGAGACAAAAUACCUACCAGAGGGGGAAAAAAAAAGACCGAAGGAAGUCCACGUUUUGCAAACUAUUCCAUUUUUCUUCGCAUCCUACCCCCUCCCCCUCCCGGUACUUAAAAAAAAAAAGAACCUAUAGCUUUCCUACACGGCAAACCCCAAACGCGGAGUUACUGAGAGAAGAAACCGAGGUUAAAAAGAUUCCUCUUUUCUUCAUCAUCAUCAGCCAUCAUUCAUUCACUACCUUGACAUUCCAUGGCUUUGAUUGACAGCUGGAGUGGCAAAAAGCCAUGAGACACGACAGUUUGGUUACAUGUGGGUUGCUGACGGGCCGAUCGUAACCUUCAGAUUGGGGGCUUGACGAUUUUUUUUACAUUUUUUAUUAUUAUUAUUUUUACCUAAAGGAAGAAAAAAAAGAGGAAAGAGACAGAGAAGGGGGAAAUAGAGAAGAGAGCUCGGAGGACGAGGGGAAAAAGAAGAAAUUUCACAAACUCGUCGUGGUUCUUUGCCUACUUUUUAUUGCUAUUGCUGUUAUCUUUAUGAUUAUUUACGCCUACUGGAGAAGCCUAUAAGUGGGUCGGAAAGACAAAAAGGGGGGGAAGGGAUUCCUCUUCUGCUUCACUCAAUCACUUUUCUGUUGUUAUUGUUGCUGGACUGGGAUAUUAAAUAUAGGAUACCUCCAGGAGUUUAUUGGAGCGCAGACUGAUGGCUCAAAGGCUUUUCCCCCAGCCGCGCGAUUUCCCUGCUCCUCUCGAGCUGCUCAGUGGCGCGGGGUUCACAGGGGGGGAAAGGCUUGCCUGCUGCUGCCGCCGCCGCCGCCGCCGCCGCUCUUGCUGUGGCUGUUGCUGCCGCCGCCGCCUGGGAAACACAGCUACGGUUUGCGGCUGGGGUUGCCUUUGGUUUUGACAAGGACAACGGGGAAUUGCUGCUAAAUAAUGUUUUUGUACGAUGAGCUGCCUCAUUACGGCGGAAUGGACGGAGUAGGGGUACCGGCUUCCAUGUACGGAGACCCUCACGCCCCCAGGCCGAUCCCCCCAGUCCACCACUUGAACCACGGGCCGCCUCUCCACGCCAGCCAGCAUUAUGGAGCCCACGCCCCGCACCCCAAUGUCAUGCCUGCAAGCAUGGGAUCGGCUGUCAACGACGCCCUGAAGCGGGACAAGGAUGCAAUCUACGGGCACCCGUUGUUCCCCCUGUUAGCUCUGGUCUUUGAGAAGUGCGAGCUGGCGACCUGCACUCCCCGAGAGCCUGGGGUGGCCGGCGGAGAUGUCUGCUCCUCAGACUCCUUCAACGAGGACAUCGCCGUCUUCGCAAAACAGGUUCGGGCAGAAAAGCCACUUUUUUCUUCAAACCCAGAGCUGGACAAUUUGAUGAUUCAAGCAAUACAAGUCUUAAGGUUUCACCUUUUGGAAUUAGAAAAGGUUCACGAGUUGUGUGAUAAUUUCUGCCACCGGUACAUUAGCUGUUUGAAAGGCAAAAUGCCCAUAGAUCUAGUUAUUGAUGAAAGAGAUGGCAGCUCCAAAUCCGAUCACGAAGAACUCUCAGGAUCAUCUACAAAUUUAGCUGAUCAUAAUCCUUCUUCUUGGAGAGACCAUGAUGACGCAACCUCAACACACUCAGCAGGCACACCAGGGCCUUCCAGUGGGGGCCACGCUUCCCAGAGUGGAGACAACAGCAGUGAGCAAGGAGAUGGUUUAGACAACAGUGUAGCCUCUCCUGGUACAGGAGAUGAUGAUGAUCCGGACAAGGAUAAAAAGCGUCAGAAGAAACGAGGGAUUUUCCCCAAAGUAGCAACAAAUAUCAUGAGGGCGUGGCUUUUCCAACAUCUCACACAUCCGUAUCCUUCAGAGGAACAGAAGAAACAGUUAGCCCAAGACACAGGACUUACAAUUCUACAAGUAAACAACUGGUUUAUUAAUGCCAGAAGAAGAAUAGUACAGCCUAUGAUUGACCAGUCAAAUCGAGCAGGUUUUCUUCUUGAUCCUUCAGUGAGCCAAGGAGCAGCAUAUAGUCCAGAGGGUCAGCCAAUGGGGAGCUUUGUAUUGGAUGGCCAGCAACACAUGGGAAUCCGGCCUGCAGGUUUGCAAGGCAUACCAGGGGACUACAUAUCUCAGGGUGGUCCUAUGGGUAUGAGUAUGACACAGUCAAGUUACACUCCUCCCCAGAUGACCCCUCACCCUACUCAUUUAAGACAUGGACCCCCAAUCCAUUCAUAUUUGCCAAGUCACCCCCAUCACCCCGCCAUGAUGAUGCACGGAGGACCCCCUACCCAUCCUGGAAUGACUAUGUCAGCACAGAGUCCCACCAUGUUAAAUUCUGUAGACCCCAGUGUUGGUGGACAGCAUAUGGACAUUCAUGCCCAAUAGUAUAAGGGAACUCAAGGGAAGAAAAAAAAACUAUUUUAAGACUUUUGAACUUUGACCAGAUGUUGACACUUAAUACACAAUUCCAGACAGCUGUGAUUAUUUUUUACUUUUGUCAUUUUUCAUCAACAACAGAGGACCAAUGAAACAAGAACACAAAUGUGAAAUCAUGGGCUCACUGAAAACAAUUUAUGUCCAUGUAAAGAUCCUCUGGGAAAAAAAAGACUCCAAGAGUUAUAACUACUGUAGUAUAUAAACAUAGGAACUAAGUUAACUUGUAUAUUUCUGUUGAUCACUCCGUUACGUUGCCUCAGAUAGUUUUAGAAGGAGAAAAAAAUAUCCUUGUUUUCCACACUAUGUGUGUUGUUCCCAAAAGAAUGACUGUUUUGGUUCAGCAGUGAAGUCACUAUCCAUGAAAGACAACAGUAUAUUCCAGACCUGUUUUGACCAGUGAGAAAAGAACUACCCUGAAGAUGGAGAUCAAGUGUUGCUGGGUCUUUCAUCGCUCAGAAGACAGUUGCAAGAAGGCCUUGCCACCCCCUGGUUUUGUUCCUUCAUCAAUGUGUCCUUUAGUUUCAAACAGAUCUUUAUAGUUUGUGCUUCAUAAGCCCAAGAUAUUUUUGGACUCUUUUUUCAAAGAGCUUGCAAGUAAAGAUUUAAAAAGACAGAGCAGGAGCUUCUUCCAGUAAUUCUGAGCCUUGGCUUGGGACAAGACAAAUCCGAAGGUUGGGCAGCUUUCCUCAACAAAAGAAAAUAUUAAUGGUCUUUGCACCAAACCUAGAACUUUAUUACGAACUCAGAGCUUGGGAAAAAGCAAGAGAAUACUGUAACAAACUUCGUACAGAGUUCGGUCUAUUAAUUGUUUCAUGUUAGAUAUUCUAUGUGUUUACCUCAAUUGAAAAAAAGAAUGUUUUUGCUAGUAUCAGAUCUGCUGUGGAAUUGGUAUUGUAUGUCCAUGAAUUCUUCCUUUCUCAGCACGUGUUCCUCACUAGAAAAAAAAAUGCUGUUACCUUUAAGCUUUGUCAAAAUUUACAUUAAAAUACUUGUAUGAGGACUGUGACGUUAUGUUUUAAAAAAAAGGUGUUAAGUCACAAAUGCGGUAAUAAAUAUUUCAUUUUUGA
Messenger RNA from Eublepharis macularius, 3555 nucleotides. It is a transcript of the gene MEIS2, whose product is annotated as Meis homeobox 2. The record is from RefSeq and is a predicted model, not a curated record. Gene Ontology annotation, molecular function: RNA polymerase II cis-regulatory region sequence-specific DNA binding; DNA-binding transcription activator activity, RNA polymerase II-specific. Lineage: Eukaryota; Metazoa; Chordata; Lepidosauria; Squamata; Eublepharidae. The transcript has 13 exons. Gene Ontology annotation, biological process: embryonic pattern specification; positive regulation of transcription by RNA polymerase II; brain development. The coding region runs from base 1007 to 2437 and encodes 476 amino acids.